AUGCUUCGUAUUUGGGAUACAUUUUUAUUGGAAGGUCCAAAAGUUUUGUUUCGUUAUACAAUUGCUUUAUUGGGUCUUUAUCAAGAGGAAAUACUUGCACAUACUGACACUAUUUCUGUUAUUAAAGUAUUAAAAGCUGGAGUUAGAUUGACUUUGGAUGUUGAUGGAUUGAUAAAAUAUGCAUUUGAAGAUUUAAAUCCAUUUCCGAGUAAAAUAUAUUUACGUCAACGUCAACACCUUUAUUUACAAGUUUUACAUGAACGUUUAAGUAAAAGACAACAAUUAAGACAAUUAUAUAAUGAUGGAUAUAAUAAUCGAAAUUCUAGUAGUUGUAAUAAUAUUUUAUUUAAUAAUGCAAUAAUUGCUUCUUCUUCUGAUCAAUUGGCUGAUUUGCCUAUUGAAGUAAUUGUAUUUAGUCCAUUUGUUGAAGGAUGUGCUUAUGUUUGUUCUGGUAAUCAAAAACGAGGCAAACUUUCAGUUGUUCAAUUAUGUGAAAAAAACGUUCAUUUAAAUGCUUUGGAUUUGGAAUUUGAUUGCCGACCAAUUUCAAUGGCUAUAUUUGCACCUGAAAUGGCUUUUGUUUCCCUUCUUUCUGGUUAUAUUGUAGCUCUACAUUUAAUUAAUUAUAAUCAAUCUAAUGAAGAAAAUUUUGAAAAGAAUGAAGCAGAAAUUCUUUGGGAACUUAAAUUAAACGAUGUUGCCCUCAAACUUGUUCACGACUCCCACCGUUUAUAUGCUUGUUUGGCAAAUGGAACUUUAACUGUUUUGGAAAAUGCUUUUGAAAGAAUGCCCUCAGCAUUAGAUUUAUAUCAUAUUCCUGUAGCGGCUGCACCAAUAACGGAUGCUUUAUUGGAUGGAGAAUUUCUUUAUUUGGCAAUUGCUAAUAAAAUUGUUAUUUUAAAUAGAUAUACAUUAUCAACAAUUACUUCUGUAUAUGUCGCUUCAGCGGCUGCCGGAAGCCAAGUCCCUAUGUUUGAAAAGAUCCGUGCCUUAGCAAUGUCCCCACACGGAAUUUGGUUAGUAACUGCACAUUCUUCUUUAUUACAACUUUGGCAGAAUGGGCAAUGUGAAAUACUUUUUGAUAUUAGAUAUGACCAUAGUAAUAGAACACCCUCUUUUGAUGAACAUGAUGAAUUAUUAGAUCAAGUAGAAGUUUGUUCUAUUCUUUUCCAUUCUGAUGAACUUUGGGUUGGAACUAUAGAUGGUUAUUUAAUGCUUUAUAAAGUUAAUUUAAAUGAAAAUAAUGAAGGAACAAAAUUGUCAACAACACGAUUUCGUUCAUCUAUUAGAAGAUAUCAACCAGGUAAACGUUUAUCGGCAGUCCAUGGUUUAGCUCAACAAUUGCCAUUUAAUGGCCGUCAACAAACUUAUUAUAUUCCAACAGAAAAUGAAAAACGUGUAGAAGAAAGGAAUAGUUCAGUGGAAUUUAAUGUUUUAACUUUAAAAGAAAAUAUUGAAUUAACAUCACCCCCACCAAUUACUGAACCUUGUAAACUUGUAAAGGGAGAUAGUUCUUCAAAUUGUUCAGUAACACAUCAAAAAGUGACAAAAAAAUUUUCUUUCCCCGUAAAAAAGCCUUUAUGUGGACAACAAAGUGUUGAUUCAGCACUUACUUCAAUUUUAACAAAGAAAGAUUCCCCUUCAAUUUUUACACCAACUCGUCGCCGCAGUAAACUUUUUGAGCCUUUACAACAAAAACAACAAAAAUUUCUGUUUGACGACAUUCCAUCUUCAAACGAAGCUGCAAACUCUUCAAAUGAAGAAGUAGAAGAAGAAGAACAAGAUGAAUUAGUUGAAGAGGAAUCUUUAAAAGAAGAAGAAAAGGAUGAAGAAGAAUAUAAACGUAAACAACAAUUUGCUAGAUUAAUUCAAAUAAACAAUACUUGGCGUAAAAUGUCUGCAAGUUUUUGUGCUAGUACUGCCCUUCCAAAACAAUCCUCUUCCUCAAUUGAUAAAAGACGAUAUUCUUGUACUUCUUCAACAUCUACAAACACAAAUGGAGUUAAUAUACAAGAAAGAGCUUUGCGUAUACGAAGAAAGGAUUUGGACUUUGAAGAGCCCCCAACAGUUUUGUUGGCUGUUAAAGAAGGAGAACAAUUACCAACAACAUUAAAUCGACAAAAUUCUUUAUCUAAAUUUAUCCAAAAUACUAAUAUUACCCAAAAGAUAGGUUCACCUCCAGGUUCAACAGCAACAACAACAAUGCUUGAUACUACAGAAAUAAAAAGUUCCCUUUUAAUGACUUUACAAAUGAAAUUAAAAGUAGCUGAUAAACCAAUUCGUUGUAUUGCUUUGGGUUCGGAUAAUAAUGGGAGAGAUGUUGUGUUGACUGGAGCUGGAGAGUAUGGGGAUGAAGAAGCACUUUUACGUUGGAGACGUGAUCCUAAUAAUGCUCUUUGGAUUAAUGAUCCACUUGUGGAUAUUGGCGCACAGGGCCGAAGACGAAAUGGAAUUCCUUCUCCAACAUCAAAUAAUUAAGAAUUACUAAUUUAUAUUUAAAUAUAUUCCCGAUAUAUUGUGAUAUUUCGAAGUUUAUAUGUAUUUGGACUGGACUAAAUAAAUUUUUAAAAUGAUGAAACGUAAGGCAGGAAAUUAGGUAGAAAAAAAUACUGAACUCAUUUGAAG
Meloidogyne enterolobii is the source of this 2625-nucleotide messenger RNA. The record is from the annotation of a GenBank genome assembly. Lineage: Eukaryota; Metazoa; Nematoda; Chromadorea; Rhabditida; Meloidogynidae.